This is a messenger RNA of Euleptes europaea (tarantolino), 1178 nucleotides long. It is a transcript of the gene LYVE1, whose product is annotated as lymphatic vessel endothelial hyaluronan receptor 1. The record is from RefSeq and is a predicted model, not a curated record. Gene Ontology annotation, cellular component: plasma membrane. The transcript is spliced from 6 exons. Gene Ontology annotation, biological process: cell adhesion. The coding region runs from base 240 to 1178 and encodes 312 amino acids. NCBI's taxonomy places the organism in Eukaryota, Metazoa, Chordata, Lepidosauria, Squamata, Sphaerodactylidae. Gene Ontology annotation, molecular function: transmembrane signaling receptor activity; hyaluronic acid binding.
CACACUGCCUCUGAUGGUUUCAGGGGCAUCAUGUGUUUCCGGUUAGUGACCUUGGACAAAGGAUGACUUUUGAACUGAACAAUGUUGAUUCCCCUGUUCCUGUGAAAUUGGGCAGUGUCUCUUCAACAGCUCUCAAGGAAAGACCUCACUCAAAGCUCACAAGGUGUGGAUUAGCAUCGCAUUGCACUCUAGAGCGAGAAGCAACCUGGCCUGAGUCUCUACCUCUGGUGGUGUAGGCAAUGUCAUCUCUUUCAGGAGUUUUCACCUUUUUCAUUUCAGUCUGGAUUAUAAGGGCCAUGACACAGCUGACUCCUGAUUCAAUAGGUGUUGUAACAACGGACUGCAGAAUUACAGGAGUAGCUCUCUUUACUGGAAAAAGUCUCAGUCAACCUCCUUUUGAUUUCUUUGAGGCACAAGAAGUAUGCAAGCAGAUAGGGCUGGUCCUGGCAAAUAAAACCCAUGUUGAAAAUGCUUUGAAGCAUGGCUUUGAAACUUGCAGCUUUGGCUGGGUAGCAGAAGGAUUCGCUGUUAUUUCCCGGAAAACAUCUAACCCAAAAUGUGGUCAGGGCAAAACUGGAGUAGCUGAAUGGAGAUUGAGCCAUAACAGGAAAUCUAAUGCCUACUGUUACAAUUCUUCAGAUAUAUGGGUUAAUUCCUGCAUUCCGGAAGCAAGUACGACUUCACUGCCAGAUGCUUCUACAGAGAUGAACUCCACUUCAGCUGUCUCAUCUCAGGACACUUCAACCAUGGCUACAACAUCUGAGGCAAAGCAAACCAAAAGGCUUCACCCAUUAUUUCGUGUUAUAUGUGUAACAGAAACCAUGUUGCCAACAGAAACAACAAGACAUGAGCAGGAAAUCACACUACCGGCAAACCAAGCAGCCUUUAAAAAUGACGGUGUCGUCUUUGGCGGUGUACCUACUGCUCUCCUGGUUCUGGCACUUAUCUUCUUUGUAGCUACAGUUAUUUUAGCUGUCUGCUAUAUUAAAAAAUACAAGAAAACAUUUCCAUUUUCUGGAAAGGAGGAGAAAAGAGAAGUAAUUGAAACCAAGAACAUCAAAGAUAUAAAGCCAAGUAGUAAAACUCCAGAGCAGGAACCAAAGAAGAAUGGGAAAAAGGCCGAAGAGCUUCAAGCUAAACCUGAACCAUCAGUAAAAUGUAUGGAAGCAGAAGUUUAA